CACUUCAAGUCUCUCUUGUGUAACAGAACACCAAAGCUCCUUUUUCUUGAGUCUCCGUUCUUAAACGUCAAGAGUUAUGGUGAGAGUCUUUCUUCUCUACAAUCUCUUAAACUCAUUUCUUCUCUGUUUGGUUCCCAAGAAGCUUAGAGUUCUCUUCCCUCCUUCUUGGUACACCGAAGACAAGAUCCCACCACCGCCUGAAUCGGAAUGUUCUUUGAGAACAGAGCCGGUGGAUCUUAAACGAGUGUUUCAGAUGUUUGACAAGAACGGAGACGGUCGCAUCACAAAGGAAGAGCUAAAUGAUUCUUUAGAGAAUCUUGGUAUCUUCAUGCCAGACAAAGAUCUGAUCCAGAUGAUCCAGAAGAUGGAUGCAAAUGGAGAUGGCUGUGUAGACAUCAACGAGUUUGAGUCUCUUUACGGUUCGAUCGUCGAAGAGAAAGAGGAAGAGGAUAUGAGAGAUGCGUUCAAUGUGUUUGAUCAAGACGGUGAUGGAUUUAUUAGCGUUGAAGAGUUAAAGUCUGUGAUGGCUUCCUUGGGACUCAAGCAAGGUAAAACUCUAAAGUGUUGUAAAGAGAUGAUUACUCAAGUUGAUGAAGAUGGUGAUGGUAGAGUCAAUUACAAUGAGUUUCUUCAGAUGAUGAAGUCUGGUGGGUUUAGCAAUAGAUCAUAAUCAGAUUAAGCUGAUUUGGUCCCUUUUUACUCUGUAAAUAGUUCAUUUUUAUGCUUUGUUUAAUCUUGAGCUGAAUUGUUUAAACAACACUCUUUGUUUUUUUCCUACAACUCUGAAUGGUGCAUGCCACGUGACUUUGCCAGCUUGAAACACCAAGUGUUGUAAACAGAACCACACAUGUAAUGAUAGAUUGAUUAUUGGACGAAGAUGGGUUUAUUA
This is a messenger RNA of Raphanus sativus (radish), 889 nucleotides long. Its product is annotated as calmodulin-like protein 4. NCBI's taxonomy places the organism in Eukaryota, Viridiplantae, Streptophyta, Magnoliopsida, Brassicales, Brassicaceae. Bases 77 to 670 code for a protein of 197 amino acids. The record is from RefSeq and is a predicted model, not a curated record. The transcript has a single exon. Gene Ontology annotation, molecular function: calcium ion binding.